AUGGAGAAAUUAGAAAUUAUGAUAAAGCUUGCUACAGACCGAAAUAUAGACCAGGUUUUAUUGGAAUUUAAGGGAUAUGCUACUGGAGUUGAUGUAGAUUUUGUUAGAAAGGCUGUUCGUGCAAUUGGCCGUUGCGCCAUCAAAUUAGAGAGAGCAGCUGAGAGAUGCAUUAGUGUAUUGCUUGAGUUGAUCAAGAUAAAAGUAAAUUACGUGGUUCAAGAGGCAAUCAUUGUUAUCAAAGACAUAUUUAGACGAUACUCCAACACAUAUGAGUCCAUAAUUGCAACUCUUUGUGAGAGCUUAGACACCUUGGAUGAGCCGGAAGCUAAGGCAUCAAUGAUCUGGAGAAUUAGUGAAUAUGCAGAAAGAAUUGACAAUGCUGACAAGCUUCUUGUUAAUAUUGCUACAUUAUCUUCUGUUCAUCACAGCCACCCAUGUUUCUAUAAUAUAAUUCAACAGCUAUCUCUCAAACUCAUUAACCCCAAAAAACGUCUAUGUUCAUAA
Messenger RNA from Vicia faba (fava bean), 504 nucleotides. The record is from the annotation of a GenBank genome assembly. NCBI's taxonomy places the organism in Eukaryota, Viridiplantae, Streptophyta, Magnoliopsida, Fabales, Fabaceae.